GCCGCGGGAGAGAAGGUCCGUGCCCUCCCGAACUUUUUUCUUGCGCGGCCGGGAUUUAAUCCGGGCAAAUGCACCAACGGCGCCGGGCAGCUGUGAGCUGUGGCUCCAACGGUUUGACUACCCAGGAUUGAUACCAUACUUCACAUUGCCUCGCCGUCCGCAGCUAGUAUCUUCCCCGCCAACAUUAUCAGAACAGAUCGGAUAGCAGGCAAGAGAGCGAACAAGCAAGAAGCCGCCCCGAUCCGACCCCCCGAUCCGUCGACACACCUCCGCUUCCGGACCCUUCCCCGGGACACACGGCCGGCUGCAGUCGCAGAUCCAGUGGCCCUAGAAACGGCAACAACCACGCGCCAGACGACACCACACCCCCUCACGCCUCGGCAUUUGCGCCACCCUCAGUGACGUUGCGAGGAGGAGAGAAGGCGAGGGCCGAUACGAGUUUACCACAAAAAGAAGCGGCCCCGGCCCACGACUUCCAGGAUGGGUAUUCUCAGCGUAGUGAACAUGUGCUCGCACCUGCAGAACGCCAGCAAGGCGCGCCUCGGCCUCACGUCGGUGCCCAACACAAAAUACAACCUCAGAUUCGCCAUGGCGCUGCACCGCGCCGGCCUCAUAUCAUCCGUUACCCGCGCCGGCCCGACCCCGCCCCCGCCCGAGGCCCUGCUCACGUUCGAGGCCGAGCCCGUCACGACGGCCAACGUCGCCUCGCGCCGGCUCUGGCUCGGGCUCAAGUACUGGGAAAACAAGCCCGUCAUGCAGGACAUUGAGCCCAUCAGCAAGUCGAGCCGGCUCGUCCAGUGCAAACUCCCAGGGCUAGAGAAGCUCAUCAGGGGGUUCGACCACGGAUACAUCAAGGGUCUCUACAUGGGCGAGUCGCUGUUUGUGGGCACAUCCUGCGGUGUCCUAGAGGCCAGGGAAGCCGUGGAGAAGCGGGUUGGUGGUCUUGUGCUGUGCAGAAUCAAGUAGGAAGCUCAUGUGCUAGGACGGCAUUUCCAUCGCUUUCAUCAGGCAUACAAGUGCUUGGGUGAAAUGUGUAUUAUACUGAUGUAUUCGCUUUGCAUCACGCCAACAUGCUCUCGAUCGGUGGUCCGAUCUACCCAAUUCGAAGGCAUUGCGGCAUGCCUAUGCUUGCAAAAUACAGACCCAUUACUGUGCGCAAAUCACUCAGGACAGCCACCCCGCCUUGCUCGACGGAAUGUCUUUCUCCCUCGACAUAGCCCGACAUAGCUCAGCACGGAGGUACAAAGCUGCGCUCCGUUGGCCCAUACGAGCUCGGAUAGCAUGUAAGAGUAUUAAAAUGACCCUGGGGGCAAGGGCUCCCACCAACAUGCCACGGAACCCGUGUCCCGGGUUUCUUUGGAGUUUCGUCUCGACGGCUCAGGAUCUUCGAUCCUCCUCUCCUCGAUCCGACCCCCUGCAACGAACCACGAACCCUUUUAUCAGUGAUAGGCCCCCAUGAGUGAUCCAUUGGUGCUAUCAUGUUCGGCCUGAAGCUCUAUCUGUACGGCGGCGGCAGCUGCUGGGGGUGCUGAGGGGUGUCCUUAGGCGCUGAUAUGUUGACGAAAAAUAACAUCGGAAGCUUGGCCGCUUUAGGAUAUCCUCCGGCAGGCACGAGGAAUAGGAGGGCAAAGACUAUACAUCCACGGGGUUACCGAACCCAUUCGCUGCCAAUCUCCCUGUUUGGGGGCCAAUCACACACUCGGUGCCUCUGGGCUGGUGGUCGGGGUGCGAUGCGACGAUGAGCUUAAGCCGCCAACCUGCGUUUGCGGCCGCGGAACCGGUUGAUCAGAGUAGAAUACAGCCCGGUCUCGAGUUGAGGCGGUUCCGAGACGGCGGUACCGACCCGUGAUGCCAAGAAAUGAAGGGAUGAUUGGGGCGUUGGGAGAGCUCGCCUCGGGCGAGAGACGGAGGCGCUGCAUGUCUGGUGCUCGUCUAAGUGCCUACCUGUCUGGCUCAACCCCUCGCAGCACACACACACACACACACACACACA
Messenger RNA from Gaeumannomyces tritici R3-111a-1, 1993 nucleotides. RefSeq names its product mitochondrial 37S ribosomal protein S8. The coding region runs from base 481 to 966 and encodes 161 amino acids. Gene Ontology annotation, molecular function: structural constituent of ribosome. The transcript is spliced from 2 exons. Gene Ontology annotation, biological process: translation. The record is from RefSeq and is a predicted model, not a curated record. Lineage: Eukaryota; Fungi; Ascomycota; Sordariomycetes; Magnaporthales; Magnaporthaceae. Gene Ontology annotation, cellular component: ribosome; mitochondrion.